GGGAAAGUUCAGCUCGGUUCCCGCGGUGGUGCAGGAAACGCUCCAGCAUGGAUCCGUCAGAGGUCGAGUUCCUCGCAGAGAAGGAGUUUGUGAAGAUUAUACCAAAUUUCAGCCUGGACAAGAUCUAUUUGAUUGGGGGCGAUCUUGGUCCCUUCAACCCUGGGCUGCCUGUUGACGUUCCCGUGUGGCUGGCGCUGAACCUCAAGCAGAGGCAGAAAUGCAGAAUCAUCCCUCCUGAGUGGAUGGAUGUCGAGAAACUGGAGGAGAUGCGAGAGCUGGAGCGAAGAGAGGAAGCCUUCACACCUGUCCCCAGCCCUUACUACAUGGAGCUCACCAAAUUAUUACUGAACCACGCAUCUGACAACAUUCCAAAAGCAGAUGAGAUUCGCACUUUGAUCAAAGACAUUUGGGACACUCGGAUCGCCAAACUCCGCUUGUCUGCUGACAGUUUCAUCAGUCAGCAGGAGGCUCAUGCCAAGCUGGAUAACAUGACUCUGAUGGAGAUCAACACCACACGAACGUUCCUCCUCGACUCUCUCAACUGCAUGUACAAGCUCCGCUCUAACCUGCAGCCCGGCUCCAGUAAGGGGCAGCUCACGGACUACUGAUCCUAAUCAUUCAGGUGUUUUGAACACGACCAGAACUUUCAAGACUGUUGCCAGACUGAGACUCAUUCCUCAAACUAUGAUCUUCUGAACCCGCCGGGUUCUGGACUGCUGGAAAGACUCUCUCCUCGGGAUCAUACGAGUUUUAUGCUGCCUUUUUAAAGGGACCAUAUCUCUUGAAUAAUUGCAUUUAUGGAAGCAGAUUUUAAAGAAUGUAUAGUUUGUAUCUGCAACAAGUGCCUGUUUUUCUUAAAUGAAUUAAGGGUGCCCAUUGUUUGUUUUCAUAAUGUGAUAAUAAAUGUAUUUCUAUGUUCAA
This is a messenger RNA of Cololabis saira (Pacific saury), 921 nucleotides long. RefSeq names its product GINS complex subunit 2 (gene gins2). Gene Ontology annotation, cellular component: GINS complex; nucleus. Bases 48 to 608 code for a protein of 186 amino acids. NCBI's taxonomy places the organism in Eukaryota, Metazoa, Chordata, Actinopteri, Beloniformes, Belonidae. Gene Ontology annotation, biological process: double-strand break repair via break-induced replication; DNA replication. The transcript has 5 exons. The record is from RefSeq and is a predicted model, not a curated record.